AAACUAACAACAGAAUUAAAAACCUCCACAGCCAAAGAAGCUCCAUGUUUCUCCCUAUCCUCUAGCUCUGUCUGAAAGAGGAGAAACAAAGAGGUGAUCUGUGAUCUGUUGCUUCACACUGAAUGCUGUCAUUACGUGUCUGAAUUUAUGUCAAGGGCAUAUCACAUGGACGAUUGGACAUGGAUUGUUGAAGUGAGUUUCUCAGUCAGGGAGAAAAAAAGAAGGAAAGAAAAAGACCCUCCUGGGAGAUUUGGGCCAGUAAGACUGAGUGACGGAGAGAGGAGGAGACAGAAGACAGUGCCGAGGAAGGUCUCGAGUUCCCCAAUUUCGACGGGAAGGACAGGGUGCUGGACAUCAGCGAGCGCAACUACAAGAAGGCUCUGAAGAGGUACGACCUGCUGUGCCUGUUCUACCAUGAGCCGUUACCUGCCAACAAGGGCCUGCAGAAGAGGUUCCAGAUGACGGAGCUGGUGCUGGAGCUCACAGCUCAGGUCCUGGAGAACAAAGACAUCGGUUUCGGGAUGGUGGACUCCCAGAAGGACGCCAAAGUAGCCAAAAAACUGGGUCUGGAGGAGGUGGGCAGCUUGUACGUCUUCAAGGACGACCGUGUCAUUGAGUUUGAUGGGGAGCUCUCAGCAGACACACUGGUGGAGUUUCUGUUGGAUGUGCUGGAGGAUCCAGUGGAAAUGCUCAAUAACGCCAUGGAGCUGCGAGCCUUCGAGAGGAUGGAGGAAGACAUCCGCCUCAUCGGCUACUUCAAGGGAGAAGAUUCAUACUACAAAGCUUUUCAGGAGGCCUCGGAGCGUUUUCAACCUUACAUCAAGUUCUUUGCCACAUUUGAUAAAUCUGUGGCCAAACAUCUCUCCCUCAAGAUGAACGAGGUGAAUUUUUAUGAGCCGUUCAUGGAGGAGCCGGCCAUCCUGCCUGGCAGACCUCUGUCGGAGAUGGACAUUGUCGAGUUUGUCAACCAGCACAGAAGGGCUACUUUGAGGAAGCUCCGGGCAGAGAAUAUGUUUGAAACAUGGGAGGACGACAUGGAUGGAAUACAUAUUGUUGCGUUUGCAGAGGAGGAAGAUCCAGAUGGCUAUGAAUUCCUGGAGAUCCUGAAAGACGUGGCCAGAGACAACACCAACAACCCGGAGCUCAGCAUCGUUUGGAUCGACCCUGAUGACUUCCCUCUGCUGACCACUUACUGGGAAAAGACCUUCAAGUUGGACCUGUUUAGACCUCAGAUCGGUGUGGUCAACGUCACAGAUGCGGACAGCGUGUGGCUGGACAUGUCCAACGACGAGGACCUGCCCACCCCCGAGGAGCUGGAGGACUGGAUAGAGGACGUCCUGUCGGGGAGGGUGAACACGGAGGACGACGACGAGUCUGCCGACGACCAGGAAAGCCCCGACAGCUACGUUCCAGAGGACAGCUACGAAAGCCACGACCCGGAUGAGGAAGAUGACAGCGAUGACUAACCUGAAUGUCAAGGGUUAGUGUCCUGGCAGUUCAAAAUACUGAACUCGCCUGGCACAUUAAAACCACAUUACAUGACAAAUUAGCUCUUUUUUUGCAAAUGAAAAGAAGUAGAAGGAAGAAAGUGUUUGGUCUCUCUGUAGAUUUGUGGUUUAAAUAUUAAAUUAAGCAGAUAAAACAGAACUGAUUAAAGGGUCAGCAUGGGAGACUUGUGGCCCAGUUUAUAAUAAAGUUAGCACAGUGCCUGAAGCAGUAAUACACCCGUGUUAAUACAAUAAAAAUUAAAUAACAAAAAUAAAAAAAUAAUUGAUUGUAGGCACCUUUAAAGUUGACAUAAAUGAUUAGUUAAGAGGAAUUGUGUGUAUACAUGUGAAAAUAAAUUACAAAUGUUUUUUUUUUUUUUAAGUACAAUAGUGCUUGAACUUUCUGGUCAUUAAUUCAGGACAUAAUAAAAGUACACAAC
Sebastes umbrosus (honeycomb rockfish) is the source of this 1927-nucleotide messenger RNA. Its product is annotated as calsequestrin-2-like. The transcript is spliced from 13 exons. Gene Ontology annotation, biological process: regulation of cardiac muscle contraction by regulation of the release of sequestered calcium ion. The record is from RefSeq and is a predicted model, not a curated record. Lineage: Eukaryota; Metazoa; Chordata; Actinopteri; Perciformes; Sebastidae. The coding region runs from base 459 to 1466 and encodes 335 amino acids. Gene Ontology annotation, molecular function: calcium ion binding. Gene Ontology annotation, cellular component: sarcoplasmic reticulum lumen.